CUGCCUCCCACCCACACCCCGGUCAGGGUCAGGGGCCCUACUGGACCCCUGGCUCAGCUCCUCGGUCUUCUCAUCACUCACCUGGUCAGCCCAGGCUGAGAUCACUCGCCAGCUUCUGGCCUCUGCAGGACACAGCAAUCACGUGCAUGCUGUCACCGUGGCCAACUGGCUGUUGCUCCCCAGGCCCGCAGAGGCCACUGUCUUUGCCUUCUGCCAUCAUCUGACCCAGGUGAGCGAGAGGAUGCUGGCGGGCGGUGCGAGGAGCAUGCCCAGCCCCCUCCUGGCCUGCUGGCAGCCCAUUCUCCUGCUGGUGCUGGGCUCCGUGCUGUCAGGCUCGGCCACCGGCUGCCCGCCCCGCUGUGAGUGCUCCGCACAGGACCGUGCCGUGCUGUGCCACCGCAAGCGCUUCAUGGCUGUGCCCGAGGGCAUCCCCACCGAGACCCGCCUGCUGGAUCUGGGCAAGAACCGCAUCAAAACCCUCAACCAGGACGAGUUCGCCAGCUUCCCGCACCUGGAGGAGCUGGAGCUCAACGAGAACAUCGUGAGCGCCGUGGAGCCGGGGGCCUUCAAUAACCUCUUCAACCUGCGGACGCUGGGGCUCCGCAGCAACCGCCUCAAGCUCAUCCCUUUGGGCGUCUUCACUGGCCUCAGCAACCUGACCAAGCUGGACAUCAGCGAGAACAAGAUCGUCAUCCUGCUGGACUACAUGUUCCAGGACCUGUACAACCUCAAGUCGCUGGAGGUGGGCGACAACGACCUGGUCUACAUCUCCCACCGAGCCUUCAGCGGCCUCAACAGUCUGGAGCAGCUGACGCUGGAGAAAUGCAACCUGACGUCCAUCCCCACCGAGGCGCUGUCCCACCUGCACGGCCUCAUCGUGCUCAGGCUGCGGCACCUCAACAUCAACGCCAUCAGGGACUACUCCUUCAAGAGGCUCUACCGGCUAAAGGUCCUGGAGAUCUCCCACUGGCCCUACCUGGACACCAUGACCUCCAACUGCCUCUACGGCCUCAACCUGACCUCCCUGUCCAUCACCCACUGCAACCUGACGGCCGUGCCCUACCUGGCCGUGCGCCACCUGGUCUACCUGCGCUUCCUCAACCUCUCCUACAACCCCAUCAGCACCAUCGAGGGCUCCAUGCUGCAUGAGCUGCUGCGGCUGCAGGAGAUCCAGCUGGUGGGCGGGCAGCUGGCCGUGGUGGAGCCCUAUGCCUUCCGCGGCCUCAACUACCUGCGGGUGCUCAACGUCUCGGGCAACCAGCUGACCACGCUCGAGGAGUCGGCCUUCCACUCGGUGGGCAACCUGGAGACGCUCAUCCUGGACUCCAACCCGCUGGCCUGCGACUGCCGUCUCCUGUGGGUAUUCCGGCGCCGCUGGAGACUCAACUUCAACAGGCAGCAGCCCACCUGUGCCACGCCCGAGUUUGUGCAGGGGAAGGAGUUCAAGGACUUCCCCGACGUGCUGCUGCCCAACUACUUCACCUGCCGCCGCGCCCGCAUCAGGGACCGCAAGGCCCAGCAGGUCUUCGUGGACGAGGGCCACACCGUGCAGUUUGUGUGCCGGGCGGACGGCGACCCGCCUCCUGCCAUCCUCUGGCUGUCGCCCCGCAAGCACCUGGUGUCGGCCAAGAGCAACGGCCGCCUGACCGUCUUCCCCGACGGCACGCUGGAAGUGCGCUACGCACAGGUGCAGGACAACGGCACGUACCUGUGCAUCGCGGCCAACGCAGGUGGCAACGACUCCAUGCCCGCCCACCUGCAUGUCCGCAGCUACUCGCCCGACUGGCCGCACCAGCCCAACAAGACCUUCGCCUUCAUCUCCAACCAGCCGGGCGAGGGGGAGGCCAACAGCACCCGCGCCACCGUGCCUUUCCCCUUCGACAUCAAGACCCUCAUCAUCGCCACCACCAUGGGCUUCAUCUCCUUCCUGGGCGUCGUCCUCUUCUGCCUGGUGCUGCUGUUCCUCUGGAGCCGGGGCAAAGGCAACACGAAGCACAACAUCGAGAUCGAGUACGUGCCCCGCAAGUCGGACGCAGGCAUCACUUCUGCCGAUGCUCCCCGCAAAUUCAACAUGAAGAUGAUCUGAGCGUGGGCAGGCCGGGGGGCGAGGGUGGCGGCCAGUGCAGGGGCCUGGCUGCCGUCUGCCGGCCUCCGGCCCCCUCCA
Suncus etruscus (white-toothed pygmy shrew) is the source of this 2164-nucleotide messenger RNA. It is a transcript of the gene LINGO1, whose product is annotated as leucine rich repeat and Ig domain containing 1. Gene Ontology annotation, cellular component: extracellular matrix. Lineage: Eukaryota; Metazoa; Chordata; Mammalia; Eulipotyphla; Soricidae. The record is from RefSeq and is a predicted model, not a curated record. Bases 242 to 2086 code for a protein of 614 amino acids. The transcript is spliced from 3 exons. Gene Ontology annotation, molecular function: protein binding.